Thermothielavioides terrestris NRRL 8126 is the source of this 2369-nucleotide messenger RNA. RefSeq lists its product as uncharacterized. The coding region runs from base 331 to 2109 and encodes 592 amino acids. The record is from RefSeq and is a predicted model, not a curated record. Gene Ontology annotation, biological process: cytoplasmic stress granule assembly; P-body assembly. Gene Ontology annotation, molecular function: mRNA binding. The transcript has 4 exons. Gene Ontology annotation, cellular component: P-body. Lineage: Eukaryota; Fungi; Ascomycota; Sordariomycetes; Sordariales; Chaetomiaceae.
CGCGAACUCUCGCGAAAAAGAAGGAGGCUGAAGUUUGUUGAAUUUUCAUAGGUUGUGUGCAACCUGAUCUGCUGAGCUGCGCCUCUCUUUCCCCGACCUCCAAGCAACAAGAACACACACAAGCACAACAGGGCAACGGUGCGCUGCGCGUGUUCCGGAACAACGUGCUAGCCCGCUGGAACUGUCUUCCGGGGAGGAGGAAUCUGCGCAGUCUCAUUUCCUUUUCCUACUUCUGCGAUACUCCGCCUGAAUUUUCCGCCACCGCGCCUCCUGCUUCGAACCGAGCUUGCAUUUCGUCACCACAGAAUCAGCCGUCUCUGAUCGGCCACCAUGUCCGAAUUUCUCGGAUCUAGGAUAUCUCUCAUAUCGCGGAGCGACAUUCGAUAUGUCGGCAUCCUGCACAGCAUCAACUCGGAUGACUCGACCGUUUCCCUCGAGAACGUGCGGUCCUUCGGCACCGAGGAUCGGAAGCACAAUCCCGACGAAUACGUCCCGCCGUCGGACCAGCUCUACGAAUACAUCGUAUUCCGCGGCACCGAUGUCAAGGACCUGAGGAUUGAAGAAGGCCCCGCGCCCGUGAAGGAAGAGAAGCCACCCGCCGUGCCGAACGAUCCCGCGAUUCUUGGAGCCCGACCCCGACACAACAAUGUCGCUCCAGGACCCCCAGGUCCCCCCGGUCCUCCUGGCCCUCAAGGCCCGCAAGGUCCCAUUGGCCACCCGGGUCCUCAGAACCAGCAGGGCCCGCCGCCCGGCGCGCCGGGUUUCGGUUACUUUCCCCCGCCACCCAUGGGAGGAGGCUGGGGCCGCGCCGGCGGCCCUGGUCCUGCGCCGUUCGGUGGCAUGCCUUAUCCGCCCCCGGGUUGGUUUCCGCCGGGCCAGGAAUUCCCGCCCAUGGGCCACAAUCCUUGGAACCCCUAUCAAUUUCAGCACGGCCCUGGUGGUCAUCCAGGUGCACCCGGUGGCCCAGGCGGUCAGGCUGCUGCUGGAGCUCCGGCGGCCCCCGGCGCUCCCGGACAAGGUCGUCAAUCCGCAAACCAGACCCCGAGCAAUCAGGGACCUACGCAAAAGCCGGCGCCGAUUGGGCCUUCGGCAGAUAAGAAGCCGGUGACACCCUCCCAACAAGCGGGGCUCGCCCCUCAACCCAAGCCAGUCAGCCAGGCGCCCAACCAGCCGGCCGCGGCGCCUGCACCGCCCCCGCCCGUAGACUCGAAACCGACAGUGGAGGAAGUCAAGGCGACAGCCGCAUCGCUGGCCAGCCACGCUCCGACUCAGGCAACACGGGAGCCAGCCAAGACCAUCCCUACGGGGCCGAAGAGCAGCCGCCCCGCACAGAUCCUGCCUGCAGUGCCUCUGCCGGCUGCUCUCACCGCCAAGGCCGCUCAGGCUCCUCAAGCUACGCCCAAGCCGGCUCCCGAGAAGACCAAUGCUGCGGCCGCUGCUGCCGCUUUGAGGGACGCCACCCAAGCUGCGAAGGAAGCUGUGGCGGUUGCCAUGGCCAGACUCGACAACUCGGCUACGUUGCAGCAGGCCGAGGCAAACGGUGUCGACAACCUGACCAAGAAGGUGGAGGAAAUGAGGUUCAACGCCCCUCGUGCGAGCCAGCAAGCGAACCGCGGCACCCGGGGUCGCGGCUCCCGUGCUCCCGCCAAGGUCGAGGUCCCGGACACCGACUUCGACUUCGCGUCGGCCAAUGCCAAGUUUAACAAGCAGGACAUCGCCAAGGAGGCCAUCGCGGGGUCGCCGCUCACGGAAGGGCAAUCGGGCGAGGUGAUCACGCCCGAGUCCGCGGCCGAUGCGCCCGCGCCGGUCGAGCCGGCGUACAACAAGGCCAAGUCGUUCUUCGACAACAUCUCGAGCGAGAUGAAGGACCGCGAGCACGCCGGGCAGAAGCUCGGCGGCCGCGAGUGGCGCGGCGAGGAGACGCGCAAGAACAUCGAGACCUUCGGCCAGAGCAGCGUCGACGGAGGCUACCGCAGCUACCGCGGCGGACGCGGGCGCGGCCGUGGCGGUCGGGGCCGCGGCUUCCGUGGUGGGCGCGGCAGCGGCGGCGGCGGCGGCGGUGGUCAUGGCGGCUACCGCCCGCGCGAGGCCCAGCCCACGGCGCAGUAAAUCUGCACCCCUCCUCCUACUACCUCUCCCUCUCGGACUCAGUCACGAGAGAGAAUGAGAUUUGAUACAGCCAACCCCGUCUACCUUGCCCGAUCGAUCGCCCGACAUAACCCGCGGAAGUUUGUUGGAAUGUAUGAGUAGUCACUGCCUCUGGACUUUGGGGACAUACUGGGCCUUCUUUUUUUCCGCCCUCCCGUUUUUCAACUACCUACCAGCGGCGGUUCGGAGGCCGGUCUUAGGUACCUACCUAGGUAGUUAGG